This is a messenger RNA of Hansenula anomala, 3471 nucleotides long. It is a transcript of the gene MIP1, whose product is annotated as DNA-directed DNA polymerase gamma MIP1. Bases 1 to 3471 code for a protein of 1156 amino acids. The record is from RefSeq and is a predicted model, not a curated record. Gene Ontology annotation, biological process: mitochondrial DNA replication. Gene Ontology annotation, cellular component: mitochondrion; gamma DNA polymerase complex. The transcript has 4 exons. Gene Ontology annotation, molecular function: DNA binding; DNA-directed DNA polymerase activity; 3'-5' exonuclease activity. NCBI's taxonomy places the organism in Eukaryota, Fungi, Ascomycota, Saccharomycetes, Phaffomycetales, Wickerhamomycetaceae.
AUGCACCCCGAUACCACUUUAAACCAUCAUACUUCCUUAAUUACCACCACUAAAUCCACUUUCCAGCAAUUCCUCGUUAUCUCUGUGUGGUCCACUGCUCUAAUACGACGCUCUUCCAAAAGAUUUCAAUCCACAGCCAAUGAAGAACCAAGAAUCAACCCAGUGGGGAUCCAACAACUAUCGUACGGUUUACAUCAACAACUUUUCCCUGGUAAAGAGAUUGAUAAGAAACCUUCAAAGAACCAGGCAGAUUUGAUUGAACUAUCAAAGCAAUACCUUGACCACCAUCAGUUAUUAGGAAAGAAAACCAGCAUAGCAGACCCGAUAUCUUUCCAAUUACCCAAGCUACAAGGGAAGAAUCUUGAUGAACAUUUCAAAAAAAUUGCAUUAUUUUCAUCCAAGAAUUAUUUAGAAGUGGCUAAAAAUUUCGUUGAUAUAGGUGCUAUACCGAAGAAACCAGAAACUUGGAUAAUGGAAUCCGGUUGGAUAAAGUAUCCUUCAGAUGGUUCGGAUCCUCUUCAUGUUGAUCACCCAGAUGAAAAAAUUGUUGUGUUUGAUGUGGAAACUCUUUACAAAGUGUCGAAUUACGCAGUCAUGGCUACUGCUGUCUCUUCAACGGCCUGGUAUGGUUGGGUGAGUCCUGUGCUGACUGGUGAAUCUGAAUCUUUUGAUCAUUUGAUACCCAUGGAUACUUUAGCUAAAGAGAGAAUAAUCAUUGGACAUAAUGUUGGUUAUGAUAGAGCUAGGAUCGCAGAAGAAUAUAACCUAAAGGAAACAAAAGCUUUUUUCCUUGAUACAAUGGCUUUACAUAUUGCUGCCUCAGGAAUGUGUUCACGUCAAAGACCAAGAUGGAUGCAACAUAGAAAGCAAAAGUCAGAUAUAGAGUAUACCCCUGAUGAGAUUCAAAGAUCUGAAAUGGAGGAUCCUUGGGUCUCAUAUAGUAGUCCAAAUUCCUUAGCUGAAGUGGCUCAGUUUUAUUGUGGGAUGGAAAUUAGUAAAGAUCCAAGAGAAAUGUUUGCUGGUGAUGAUAUCAACACCAUUAAAAAACAUUUCCAAGACUUGAUGACUUAUUGUGCAACUGAUGUUUCAACAACUUAUAGUAUUUAUAUCCAAGUGUUGCCUGAAUUCUUAAGAGUUUGUCCACAUCCUGUUUCAUUUGCUGCAUUAAGAUUCAUGGGUGGUGGUAUCUUGCCAACUAAUAAAGAUUGGCAAACUUAUCUGGAUAGUGCUGAGGGCUUAUACCAACAAAGUAGAGAAAAAGUUGAUAAUCAUUUAAUUCAAUUGGCUGAAGAAGCUGUUAAAUUAAAAGAUCAACCGGAAAUUUUUGAAAAUGACCCUUGGUUAAAACAAUUAGAUUGGACAAUUUAUCCUGCCAAAUUCAAGAAAAACGGUGAACCAUAUAAAAACCAAAGACUUCCAGGCUUCCCCAAUUGGUAUCGUGACUUGCAUAGUUCUCAAAAGGAUAAAUUGAUUAUCACAACAAGAUCAAGAAUCACACCUAUUUUAUUCAAAUUAACUUGGGAAGGUUAUCCAGUCAUUUGGAGCGAUGCGUAUGGCUGGUGUUUUAGAGCAAAUAUCGAGGAUUAUGAAAAAAUGAAGAGUAAAAAUUAUAAACUUCAAUCUGAAAGUUUUGAUGCAAUGAACAAUGGUGGUGAUGCCGAGAUUGGUCCAUCUCCAGGUGAUGAAUAUGCUUAUUUCAGAGUUCCGAAUAAUCAAGGUCCAGAGGCUAGAACUGCAUUAUUGUUGGCUAAGGGAUUUGGUUCUUUUUUUGAGAAGGGUAUCCUAAGUUCAGACUCUUCAUUUGCUCAAGAAGCUUUGAAAAUCAAUGCAAGUUGUAGUUACUGGAUAAGUUCAAGAGAAAGAAUCAUGUCACAAUUUGUUGUUCCUAAAACCAAAAAAUACAGUAUUAUUUUACCUCAAGUUUUAACAAUGGGUACCGUUACAAGAAGAGCAGUUGAGAAAACUUGGUUAACAGCUUCAAAUGCUAAAAAAUCACGUAUUGGAUCAGAAUUGAAAUCUAAAAUCAAAGCGCCUCCAGGUUAUUGUCUUGUUGGUGCAGAUGUGGAUUCGGAAGAACUAUGGAUUGCCUCAUUAGUUGGUGAUUCGAUGUUUAAAAUGCAUGGUGGUACAGCAAUUGGAUGGAUGACUUUAGAAGGUACAAAGAGUGAAGGUACUGAUUUACAUUCUAAAACUGCCAGUAUUUUAGGGAUUUCAAGAAAUGAAGCUAAAAUUUUCAAUUAUGGACGUAUUUAUGGUGCUGGUUUAAAAUUUGCCACUAGAUUAUUAAAACAAUUUAAUCCAAAAUUAACAGAUAUUGAAUGUGCAGAACGUGCACAAAGUUUAUAUAAUUCAACAAAGGGUAAAUCUGCACAAUAUUAUCCAAAAGGUGAUCGUAUGAAAUUGUGGUUUGGUGGUACUGAGUCUAUCCUUUUCAAUAGGCUAGAAAGUAUUGCAGAACAGGAUAGUCCCAAGACUCCAGUGUUAGGUGCUGGUAUUACAAAAGCUUUAUUGAAGAAGAAUUUGAAAAGUAAUAGUUUCCUACCUUCAAGAGUUAAUUGGGCUAUUCAAUCAUCAGGUGUUGAUUAUUUGCAUUUGUUGUGUGUCUCAAUGAAUUAUUUGAUCAAAUUAUAUGGUAUUGAUGCAAGAUUAUGUCUUAGUGUUCAUGAUGAAAUCCGAUAUUUGGUUAGAGAAAAGGAUAAAUAUAGAGCCUCAUUAGCAUUACAAAUUAGUAAUUUGUGGACAAGAGCAAUUUUUUGUGAAAGAUUAGGUAUUAGUGAUGUUCCUCAGUCUUGUGCUUUCUUUUCAGCUGUUGAUAUUGAUCAUGUUUUAAGAAAAGAGGUUGAUAUGGAUUGUAUUACACCUUCAAAUCAAAAGGCCAUUCCACCUGGUGAAUCAUUGGAUAUUGUUACAUUAUUAGGUAAAGAAGAAGCCAAAUUAGGUGAUGAGAAAAAGUUAAGUUUUAGUAGAAUUGAAAUACCACCAGUUGCUCGUAAUGGUAAAAACUUGAAGAUGGAUGAUUUUAAAUAUUCAAUUGAAAAUCCUGAAUGGAAGAAGUCAUAUUUACAGAUGCAAAUUUCUCAAGAUGAAAAAGAGUUUAAAGCAAAUUGGAAGAAUUAUCAAACUUAUUUGAAAAAAUUGGACUUUGCUGAGAUUGAGGAAUUAUUUGCUAAAGAGGUUCACUAUGAUCAACCUGCCCAAGAAGAGCAACCAAAGAAGAGGAAGAGAUCAGCAAAGGCUUCAGCUUCAACCAAAUCAAAAGGUUUUAAAAAGAAGGAGAAACAAACUAAAGAUUUCAGUUAUAAAUCAUACUCAACCUCAUCUUCAUCACCAUACUCCAAUUACAAUACAUAUCCAACUUCUGCAUUUGCAGCUCCUGGUCAAAAAGUUGUCAAAACCAGUUAUCGUUCAUUCAAAACCAAAGAUAAAUCAGUUAAACAAUCUUGGGAUGGCUUCAAAUCCAACAAAUUUUAA